Messenger RNA from Polyodon spathula (Mississippi paddlefish), 4179 nucleotides. Its product is annotated as transmembrane protein 200A-like. The coding region runs from base 652 to 2298 and encodes 548 amino acids. The transcript is spliced from 3 exons. Lineage: Eukaryota; Metazoa; Chordata; Actinopteri; Acipenseriformes; Polyodontidae. The record is from RefSeq and is a predicted model, not a curated record.
AUCAGAUCUUGUGGAUAUAAUUGUAGCAUUGAUUGCGUUUUGGAAGAAAAAUGAUCAUGAAGCAAUUUCGGGGAAGCAAUGCACAUCCAGAUAUGGAGAGAAGGGGGUUCGUUACUAAAAAGGAGAGUUAAGAAGGCAAUUAUUCACACCCUGCAGCAAUUUCAGCUUUUCACGGCUGUGGUAUCAUAGCAACAGCAUCGAUUCAGGGUAAUGUCAGUUAUCACCAUCACCUUUGCUUUCCAGCACCAUUCAAACCAUUACAAACUCAACACACAGACCUUUUGACAGCAGCUUCGGGAGAAACAACGUGAGCACGCCAAAAAAAAAAAAAAAGGCAAGGCAUCUUCUGUACAGAAGAACCAAACAUUUGGGAAAUGCAAGUCUUUAAAGGAAAACUACUUGUAGCGCUGGUUCUUGCCCAGAUAUUGGAUACCAGUUUUGUUAUUAGCCCAAGCCUAAACCCUUUGUCAUUGGAAUUACAGAGGGGGGGAAAGCAGACCAAAGAGUUUUCGUUAGCUUGAGAUGCCCACGUUGGAAGAAAGAAACUUUCUCCCGAUAACGAAUGCUAUUGGAAUACCUUGUUUUCUCUCAACGUGGAGUUUCCCCGAGUCUUCCUUGGAUGAGUGAUUGGUUUCCCAUCAAACACUGAUCAUGAUAGCAACUGGAGGUCUGCUUCGGAUUUCAUCUAGACGACAAGAUUCCCUGCGAUCCAAAAGCCGAACGCAAAACAAACAGCGCAAAAGGAAAGCCAAAAAGAAGAGAAAGAGUGAUGUUGUGAUUGUAAAAGGCAAAUUGAAGCUGUGCUCUAUCUCUGGAUUGAUUGCUGCAUUUGGAAUAUUAGUGCUGCUUGUGGGAAUUGCCAUGGCUGUCAUGGGAUACUGGCCUGAAAACAAUCAGAUCUACAAAGACAACUUUAUAGACUCUAAACGUUUCCCAAACAACAGAAGGAUCUACGAUAACAAAUUGUUUGCGUCGACCAAUUGGACAAGGAGCAGCCAUGUUGUCUACCAAAUUGAUCUAGACUUGUCAAAAAACAAUCACAGUAAUAGCACUGAAAUACAGACCUCCUUUUCCCUCUCCCUGAGUUUCUUCUCUGAAUUUCUUGCCAGCUACUUACAUUCAGACAAACUAAAAGUGUUUGGACCGUUGAUAAUGGGCAUUGGGAUAUUCCUCUUUAUUUGUGCCAAUGCAGUGCUUCAUGAAAACCGAGACAAAAAGACAAAGAUUAUCAAUCUAAGAGACAUUUAUUCAACAGUAAUAGAUAUUCACAGUUUAAGGUCCAAAGAAUGCACACCUCUUAAUGGUUUUGUCAAUUAUGUGCAGUCAAGGAAUGUGGAUAUGAAAUCCAGUAGGUCUUACAGCACUGCCAUGUUAGUCACAAGUUCAUGGCCUUCAGCUGCUGGAGGGACAGUCAAACCACAAGAGCAGGGAGGUAGUAUUGAAGCAAUGAGGCGUCAAUCCUUAGCCAGUCAACAGAGUCUUUCUAAAGAAAGGCAAAGUUUUACAGACACAGUCUACAGCAUUUACAGAGACCAGUCCAAGGCUCCCGAAAGGGUUCCCAUACCAAAAAAGUGGGAGACUAAAUCUAUUGUCACUUCUUCCAUUAAUGCUUUUACUCCUCCAGUUAUCAAACUAAAUAACUGUGUUCUUGACGAAAACAGUGCGAAACAAGCAGAGAGUGGUGUCAAAGAGGUCCCAGCAUCUAAAAGCAAAACAGUUCCACGUGACUUAGAAAUGGUGAACCCUGAUCCGAUCAAGAGUGACCACAUUGAAACAAAAGAGGAGACUUCAAAAACAGGCCUGUUCACCUGCAAAGAUGUAUCACCAGUUCAUCAGAGCACAGGCAGCUUGCUGGGAGCAUCGCGGUCAUCUCCACUAGGAUCACAGGUCCAGUUGCUUCCUCCAAGUCCAAGUAAGAUAGAAAUGGGUUUGAGUGUUUCCCUUGGUGCUCUCUCAACUUACUCAAAAACUACAGAUCUUGGAGACUGUCCAUCAACAGCUGAUAUAGAAGGGGAUACGAAUAGACACCUCAGCUGCCCCCUCUUGGAACGUUCAAACAGUAAGGGCUACUUAAAACCUGUAGGAGUAGAAUCCUUUGAGUCUUCUGAGGUAACAGUAAGAAGUGAAGACCGUAAAGAAACUUCAGACUGCAUUGUCCAAGAUGCACAGGAAAACACUGACAAAACAGAAAGAGGGAUUCAGAGGCAAUACACAAAUAGGGAAAAACUUCUUAUGAUUUCCAAGUCUAAUGCAACUGUAACGAUUGAAGAUGAAGAACUUGAAAGCACUGGUAUUUAAAGUAUCUCCAGUUAUUUUUUAUUGAAAUUGACAGUCGAUUAACUAGCAGUUAAGUCAUUAUCCAAAGAAUCAAAGAAUGUUGCAUUUAUGUUUACCAUUUACUAUAGAUGACACCAAGCAAACAAAAACAAACAAAAAAAAAACUAAUGUUGUAAUGUUGAGUUGUGAUGGUACGCUUCUUACAAAAUGAACAGUGUGUAUAACCGUAACGAUUAAUUACGAUGUGGUUGUUCCAUGUAAUGAUUUAGUUUGUCUUUUUAAGAAGGUAGUCUAUUUAGGGGCUGCAUUCCUCACAAAACAUGUUUUUUAAGUUUAUUUCAGUGUAACGCUAUGAGGUUUUAUUUUUUUCUUUAAUCAUUGUUAAACGUUUGCUACCAAACUCAGCAAUAUUAUCCGACUGCUAGCUAAAAAAAUACGUUGUUUGUAUUUUUGUCUUAUUGAAAAUAUAACAAGAACUCUUUGAUUCUUAAAAUGUAUACUUACAUGUCCAUUUAGUUUUCAAGUGCAAGUAGCUUCAAAUUAUAGAUGUAUUUAUUAAUGUAUUUAUUUAUUUACCUCUUGUCUGUUUAUGGUGUGUGGAAUCACUCUGUAAUGAAUUGACUGUUACAGUAGGGGUGCACAAGACUGUCUCCAUGGCUACCACUAAACAUGUCUAAAGUAUUAUAAAUUAAAACAACACUGUAGAGAACUGAGCAAAACAGUUGAUCUUUACAUGCUGCUGAUGGCAGUGGAUGCAGAUGUAAGAACAUAAGAAAAUGUACUAAUGAGAGGAGGCCAUUUCUCAAGUUCUAAUAGUUUUACUGAUAUUUUCUAAACUCUUUUGAAAUUGCUAACUCAGGCCCAUGUGCCAAACUUUACCUUUUGUCCUGUGACCUGCCAUGUGGUGCUGUAAAAAUGUGUUCUUGUUUUUCUUUUUGUCGAUGUUAUUAAUAGAUACUAUCAUUACAUUAAACUUUAAUUUAAAAUAAAGAAAGUACUGAGUAUAGCGAUAUUGGAAACUUGCGUUAUUAUACUUUGUGACAAAUCUAUGAAGUAGCUUUCAAUAUUAUUUGAAAUCAUAUAAUUUGAUAACCUUUAAUUGUGAUUUUCAUGGAAUCAGGAAGUACUCAAAAGGAGCCAGAAAGUCUGUGCUAGAUAUGAGGGAUGCAGAGAUGUUGAUACGUGCAUUUAAAACUUCUUGCCUUGAUUAUUGCAGUUCUUUGUUUGUUGAUAUGCUUGCCACUAAACUUAGAAGGCUUCAGCUUGUCCAGAACACAGCAGCCAGACUGCUUUCUCACACUCAUCAUUCUCAACGUAUUACUUCAGUGCUUAGGUCCUUAUAUUGAUUGCUAGUGAGCUACCAAAUUAAUUUUAAAGUUGCUGUAAUAACUUGUAAGGUCAUUCAUGGACUAGAGCCAUCCUGUCUCCAAGAACUACUAAUUCUGUAUAUUCGUAUUCGUUCUUAAAUCGUCUUAAAUCAAAUGGAGCCAAAACUUUUUGCUGUUGUGUAACUCGGUGGUGGAACCCUAUUCCAGUUACCAUAAGGCAGGUUGAACAUUGGAUUCUUUUAAGCCUAAAUUGAAAACAUACCUUUUUGAAUGUGAUUUUAUAUCAUUUGUUGUAACUGGAGUGCAUUGUGUAUAUAUACUGUAUAUAUGAGCUAUCUUGUUUUGUGUUUAGCUGUGUACAGGUCUCUAGGUGCAAUGACGUGAAGGGCGCUAUAUAAAAUACAUUUGUAUUGUAUUGUAAAAACUAGGAUUCAAAUAAGGCUCAAAUAAUACCAGGUGAAUGCUGAUACAAAGAAAAGCUAUUACUAUUCCACAGUACAUUGGGGUAACAUACAUUUGAAGCUACUUGCAACGUACCAUAUCAUUGAUGUGGUAAACUUACUUUCUAAUCACC